Racocetra persica is the source of this 217-nucleotide messenger RNA. The record is from the annotation of a GenBank genome assembly. NCBI's taxonomy places the organism in Eukaryota, Fungi, Glomeromycota, Glomeromycetes, Diversisporales, Gigasporaceae.
UCAUACGGUUAAGGCUAUAGUAAUAGCAAUUUUUUGUAAGCUUGCUAGAAGCUCUUUGUAUAAAGGAAUAUUAUUGGCGAACCAACUUGUAAAGCAAAAUAAUUCCCAGGUUAAAAUUUCUCGUAAUAAUCGCUCUAUUUUUGUUUGGGAUACUGAACAACUAUCUAUUUUACCUAAUCAUGAACUUAUCGAAGAUGCAUGUCAAGAUCGAAAUCCU